This is a messenger RNA of Capsicum annuum, 1216 nucleotides long. Its product is annotated as NAC domain containing protein 52. Gene Ontology annotation, molecular function: DNA binding. Gene Ontology annotation, biological process: regulation of DNA-templated transcription. The record is from RefSeq and is a predicted model, not a curated record. The coding region runs from base 176 to 1012 and encodes 278 amino acids. The transcript is spliced from 3 exons. Lineage: Eukaryota; Viridiplantae; Streptophyta; Magnoliopsida; Solanales; Solanaceae.
UUGAUGUGGUACAGAACAUUCAUCGCUGAAGACCAGAGAUUUGGAGUGGUACUUUUUCAGCCCUGUGGAUAAGAAGUACUGUAAUGGAUCUCGACUUAACCGAGCGACUGGCCAAGGCUACUGGAAAGCUACUGGGAAGGAUCGUUAUGUUCGCCAUAAGUCUCAGGCCAUUGGAAUGAAGAAAACACUUGUUUUCCAUAGUGGUCGAGCUCCUGAUGGCAAGAGAACAAAUUGGGUAAUGCAUGAGUACAGGCUUGCAGACGAAGAGUUGGAGAAGGCUGGAGUUGUGCAGGAUUGCUUUGUUCUUUGUAGAAUCUUCCAAAAAAGCGCUUUGGGACCACCAACUGGUGACAGAUAUGCACCAUUUAUCGAGGAGGAAUGGGAUGAUGAUUCAGCCGUGCUUCCUGGAGGAGACAUGGUGGAUGAUGUGGUGAAUGGUGUUGAAGCACGAGUUGAGAGCAACGACCUUGACCAGGAUGCUCUGCCCAAGACUGCUCGCCAUAGUGAAAAUCUUACCGAACCCCGAGGUCUUCCUUUUGUUUGCAAGAGGGAGAGAUCAGAAGAACCUGAACUUCUCUCUUUAAGCCAAAGUAAGAGAUCCCAGCACGAUGUUCCGAGCUCUAGCCGUGCAAACGGUUCUGAAGAUUCAACUUUUACUAGCCAGGAUCCAGUAAAUAAGACUACGACGGAUCCAGUAAAUAUGAUGACGACAAAAGAUUGCCCCCUUGCUCUCUUAGGAUUCCCCUUGUUAGAGCCCUUUGAACCUAAGGAAAGCCAACCUUGUAAUCCCCUUACUUUCGACUCCUCCAAUCUUGAUAAAUCCGUGCCUCCGGGAUACUUGAAGUUUAUUAGCAAUUUAGAGAAUGGAAUCCUAAACGUCUCCAUGGAGAGGGAGACGCUGAAGAUUGAAGUGAUGAGAGCUCAAGCCAUGAUCAACGUUCUUCAAUCACGUAUCGAUCUUUUGACUAAAGAGAACGAAGACAUGAGAAGACUUGUCCGAGGUGGUGGUUAACUAGUCGAUAGCAGCAUUUCGACGCCGUUUUUAGUUUUAUAUUAUCUUCAGAAAGAGCAAGAUAGUAAAGAGAUGUCUACUACGUGACAUUUCUGUAGUUCUUGCUGUAACCUGAACCAGAUGUACUCUUAGGUAUCUGCAAAUCUCUCUUUUCUGUUGCAUUGGUUUUAAAUUUUAGUGAAACUUAAACAUCUUGCUUUUCAA